This is a messenger RNA of Ectocarpus sp. CCAP 1310/34, 793 nucleotides long. The record is from the annotation of a GenBank genome assembly. NCBI's taxonomy places the organism in Eukaryota, Phaeophyceae, Ectocarpales, Ectocarpaceae.
ACCAAAAGCACCAGCAGCACCAGCAGGAACCUUUGGCGCCGCCAACGAGCAGGAGGGUAGAAGGCGGAAGACGGGGCAAUCGUUCAUUUGCGGCGGCGGCAAGCGCAACAGCCGAGCAUCGGCACAGCGUUUGACGCGACUCCUUCCCAAGAGAGAGCGAGAGCGACAGAGAAAGAGAGCGAGAAAGCGACAAAUUUGGAGAAGAGAAGCAGACAGAGACAAAGGGAAGGAAAAGGCAAUGUCGGGGUUCCAAAAAGAGGGGUUCGUGGGCAACGGCGAGGCAGUCACCACCCAUGACCCAUCCUCGGAGACGCAGGACCGGACAAGACGCAGCGGGGGACAAGGGCCGAUAGUAGCAGCCAACACCUUGACAGGUGGUGCUGCGGGGGGAGCGGCGGCAGCGGGGAGCAGCAAGAAAUUGGCGACCAUCCUUUGCUGCUUGUGCGGAAGGCCGAUACAACCCAACGGUGCCAACAUGUGCGGUGCGUGCCUCCAGGAUCAGGUGGACGUAACCGAGGGCAUUCCGAAGAAGGGGCUCACCAUCAUUCAGUGCCGGCGUUGCCUCAAGUGGCUCACGAAGAACGACCACUGGUCAGGUUUCGAGCUGGAGUCAGCACCGUUCCUGGCUCUGGUCCUCAAGAAAAUUCCGGGCCUCGCGAAGCAGGACCUCGUGGACGCAAAGUGGAUAUGGACCGAGCCCCACAGCAAGAGGCUAAAGGUCCGCAUUACCGUCCGCAAAGAAGUGCUGAACAAGGUCAUGCUGCAGCAGGACGCCACGGUCGAGGUACAAUGA